Molecule: messenger RNA, 681 nt
Organism: Acanthosepion pharaonis
Lineage: Eukaryota; Metazoa; Mollusca; Cephalopoda; Sepiida; Sepiidae
Source: the annotation of a GenBank genome assembly
AUGACGAAUCGGUCCACAGAUCUAUCUAUCUAUCUAUCUAUCUAUCUAUCUAUCUAUCUAUCUAUCUAUCUAUCUAUCUAUCUAUCUAUCUAUCUAUCUAGUACAGCCGGCCUACCUCUCUCUCUAUCUCUACCUCUCCCUCUCUCUCUCUCUGCAACGAACGGUGUGUGGUCUGUUAGCCGCUGCGGAUGUCGAAGGGUCCCGGAUGAUGUUGAUAGAGAAAAUGACUUACGUUUUUCUAUUUUGUACAUGUUGCCACUUGCAUAUGUACACUUCUUUCUCUCUCCUCUCUCUCUCUCUUCGUCGUAUCGUAAAGUGUUCCUUUUUCCCGCGUUCUCACAUCUAUCCCGACAGGAGUGUCACCAGAGUGCCCCAGUUGUCUUUUGUCUUCCUUCCUUCCUUCCUUCCUUCCUUCCUUCCUUCCUUCCUUCCUUUUUAAUGGGCUUCUGUCUUUCUUUUUUGCUGUUUCUUUCUGUCUUUUUCUUUCUUUCUUUCCUUCUUUCUUUCUUUCCUUCUUUCUUUCUUUCUUUCUACACUGAAACUUUUCUUUCUUUCAUAUUUUUCACAACUUUCUUUUUUUUUUCUCAUGCGCUUUUUCUUCUUCCACUUGUUUAUUCUCUUUCAUUUUCUCUUUCGUUCUGUUUUUCUCUUCUUUCCUUUUAUCGUAAUAGCUUUCUUUGA